AAGCCACUUGACUGGAAGACUAUCGACCUCAAGAAGAUGCGGGUGAAGGAGCUGAAAAAUAUCCUCAGCGAAUGGGGAGAGGCUUGCAAGGGCUGCACCGAAAAAUCAGAGUUUGUCAAGAAGAUCGAGGAGCUCAAGCCAAAAUACGUCAGAGAAGAGUUGUAA
Messenger RNA from Cylicostephanus goldi, 165 nucleotides. The record is from the annotation of a GenBank genome assembly. NCBI's taxonomy places the organism in Eukaryota, Metazoa, Nematoda, Chromadorea, Rhabditida, Strongylidae.